AUGGAUCGAUGUCCUGCUGAAAUAUGCUCAGAGAUAUACGCAUACGCCUGCGUCGAUAACGGACGCACAGGUCGAUCGCUUUCCCUCGUGUCGACCUACAUACGUGAUACAUCACGCCCAUUUAAGCUCCAAUCCGUCUCCGUUGUCGGGUUCCAGCAACUCCUGUCCUUUGCUGCUCUACUUGAGGAUACUCCUCUCCAUCUUCGCCAGGUCAGAUGUAUAUUCAUCUCCGCACACGCUCAGAGCACGGCUACCGAGCCUAAAGCUUUGACUCCCGAAUACGCCAGGCGCGAGACGGCGUACGGCGCAGUAGGGAAGAUCCUACACGCCAUUUCUCACUGCGUCAGAGUCGUUCACGCCCUUUUUCUCUUCCACCGCCCAUUCCCCUUGCUCCCAGUCAGCCUUCCAUUCCUGCAAGAGCUCUCUUUACACGGACCCCCCGGCGCCGCUUCAAACGUGGACGAAGAAAUUCAAUUUGCGUCGUUGAACCAUCUCCAUAUAUCCUCCUCUUACUCCCCCCUCUAUAUCCUCGGAACAGUCGCAAAACUCACUCCAAACCUCAAGCACCUGCGCAUCUCCGCCCCGGAGCACUCUCCCAAUUUCGUCGAUGAAUUGAAGGAUAUCCUGGAAAACGCAACGAUACCCCUACCCACCCAUCUGGCCAAACUAUGCAUUCAUUCUCCAACGGAACCCAAGGAUAAUUGGGUGGGUAUGUUGGACCUUUAUGAACGGACGAUGGCUGCGCUGGAAGGCCUGUCGGCCGAAUACCCCUGGAUCUUGCUUCUCCCUCCCCUUCGGCUGGGAAUGUUCAGUACACUCUCGAUAGAAGACGCUGAAGCUGCAUGGCUUAAUAGUUGUGCUGGUCGGCAAUGGUGGUAA
This is a messenger RNA of Laccaria bicolor S238N-H82, 879 nucleotides long. RefSeq lists its product as uncharacterized. The record is from RefSeq and is a predicted model, not a curated record. The coding region runs from base 1 to 879 and encodes 292 amino acids. The transcript has a single exon. NCBI's taxonomy places the organism in Eukaryota, Fungi, Basidiomycota, Agaricomycetes, Agaricales, Hydnangiaceae.